GCUGCCACUCAGCGAGAUGAAAGGGAUGCGGCACAGCCCGCUGGCACUAGGCAGCCCCGCUGGGGCACCGCGAGAGAAAGCUGCGGAUCCAGCGGCUCAGCCCAGGCCGGGGAAAGCCUGCUCUCCGGAGCCGAGGCAGAACAACGUGGCCCACGUUUAACAAAAGAACGUGUGGCCAGGGAGGCGGGAGCCCAGCUAGGAACCCGAGGGUGGCGAACUUUCUAGAUCUGCGUGCCUGGGAGAAACACUCUGACGAGAGCCAUGGCUUUAAAGGUCCGGCUUGAGCAAGGGAGAGUGCUCUUCAUCACCAUGCUUUUCCUGGGCUAUUUGUCAUGUGAAGUGAUUGGUGAAACUGCAGACUGCAGACAGCAAGAAUUCAAGGAUCGGUCUGGAAACUGUGUCCUCUGCAGACAGUGUGGGCCUGGCAUGGAGUUGUCCAAGGAAUGUGGCUUCGGCUAUGGAGAGGAUGCACAGUGUGUGCCCUGCAGGCCGCACAGGUUCAAGGAGGACUGGGGCUUCCAGAAGUGCAAGCCAUGUGUGGACUGCGCGCUAGUGAAUCGCUUUCAGAGGGCCAACUGCUCACACACCAGUGACGCCGUCUGUGGGGACUGCUUGCCCGGAUUUUACCGGAAGACCAAACUUGUGGGUUUUCAAGACAUGGAGUGUGUGCCCUGCGGAGACCCACCUCCUCCCUAUGAACCACACUGUACCAGCAAGGUGAACCUUGUGAAGAUCUCGUCCACGGCCUCCAGCCCUCGGGACACAGCCCUGGCUGCUGUCAUCUGCAGCGCCCUGGCCACCGUGCUGCUCGCCCUGCUCAUCCUGUGUGUCAUCUACUGCAAGAGGCAGUUCAUGGAGAAGAAACCCAGCUGGUCUCUGCGGUCACAGGACAUUCAAUACAAUGGCUCUGAGCUGUCGUGUUUUGACCAGCCUCGGCUCCGCCACUGCGCCCACAGGGCAUGUUGUCAAUGUCACCGGGACUCAGCCCAGACAUACGGGCCUGUCCACCUGAUUCCGUCUUUGUGCUGUGAGGAGGCCCGAAGCUCUGUCCGCGCUGCCCUUGGCUGUGGGCUGCAUUCUACGGCUACCCUUCAGGAGAGAAACGCAGCUUCCGUGGGGGACACAAUGCCGGCUUUCUUCGGGUCUGUUUCCCGUUCCAUCUGCGGUGAGUUUUCUGAUGGCUGGCCUCUGAUGCGGAAUCCUAUGGGCGGCGACAUCUCUCUUUGUGACUCUUAUCCUGAACUCACUGGAGAAGAUAUCAACUCCCUCAGCCCAGAAAAUGAAAGCUCAACAUCUCUGGAUUCCAGCGGUGGUCAGGAUCUGGCUGGGACAGCUGCUCCGGAUUCUUCUGGAAAUUUCACAGAAACUACUGACUCACCUAGAUAUGGUGAUACAGUCUGGGAGCAGACCCUAGCUCAGGAUGCUCAAAGGACUGCAAGCCAAGGAGGUUGGGAAGGCAGUGGCAACCUGAACCUAGCCACACCUGCGUCCUUCCAGGAUGCCUGAAGGCCAUCUUCCGGAAGUGGAGGUGUGGGUCUGGACACGCCUGGGUUAAGACUUACAGACUGAGCAGUCUUUGACCUUCUAUGGCUUCUGGAAGCAAUAAUAAAUCUGAACCCAACUGGCAGCAUUUCCAGCCUUUCAACCAGUUGCCUCUGAGCCAGACCGACUGUAAGCUGAAACCCCAGCGAGAACCAAGGAGAGACUGUAGGCGGCCUCAGGACUGGUACAUCUUCCCUAAACAGGAACCUCAGCUGAGGGCAGUUUGAAGGACCAAUGGGUGGAAUGUGCUGCCUGCGAAAUUGUGGGCACAGCAAGACCCAGCCUGGCUCCUGCUUACAUUCAUGGUGAAUGUGGUUUCACAAGACCCAGAGUAUAAACUUUCAUAGACACUCUCUUUCAGAACUAACCCGUUACCCUACGAAAAAGCUAUGGCAGAUUCCUUACUUAGAUUUUAGGUAGAGCUCUGGGGAUUUCUAUGGGAAAAAAGUCACUUUCUCAUCAGCAGAAUGGUACAUGUCAGUGGUGUGAAGGGGUUUUGGAGCCCUGCCUAAAUCGUGGUUUGGUGAAGUUGACUGGCCUAUCGGUUAUGAGUAGCUCUUUUGGCCUCUUCCCCACGAAUGUGUGACAGAGCUGAGAGGAAAGGAGGCCUGGAUUAUGGACGAUGGCUGUGAAUGUGGUUAGAAAUGGGGCAUGAGGGGGAAGGGGGAAAUGGCAUUACCCUACUGUUAAAACCACCUACUCUGUAUAUCCUGAAGCGUGGCUGUGCGUGCUAGGGCUGGUGACCGUGGAAACGUGUGUUAGGUCUGCCCCUGUGCUGAGCUUACAAAGCCCAGAUGUCUUAGGUAGAAAGGAGAUAUUUAUAAACAUAGUAAUCUGUGAUCUGCACCUGAGCUUAGACAAAAGGCUUCCCUACAUCCAGUAUGCUACUGAAGAAUCCUUCAGUGAGAAUCCAGUGCAUAUUAGAACGAGACAUGGAAAAAUGUGGUUGACAGACAGUUUGGGAGAACAGGCUCCCUGGUGCCAUGUACCUAACCAAGGCUUAUAAUACUCAUGGUGUUCUUAUAUGGGGGUGUUCUGUAAGGUGUUCCAUCUUCUUCCAUGAUGGCAUUUGCCUUCUAGAACAGUCUCUAAAGCUAAGGAAGUUUUCUCUUCAUUUUAUGCCUUAUGGCUUUGUUCAGCAGGAUUUACUUGGUUUCCAGUUUGAACUUACAACAUUUACACUUCUUUUCUUUUUCUUUUUUUCUUUUUCUUUUUUUUGAGACAGGGUUUCUCUGUGUAGCUUUGUGCCUUUCCUGGAUCUCGCUCUGUAGACCAGGCUGGCCUCGAACUCACAGAGAUCCUCCUGGCUCUGCCUCCCAAGUGCUGGAAUUAAAGGCGGCGCCACCACCGCUGCCACCACCACCACCACCACACGGCUACAUUUACACUUUGAAAAGAGCACCAGUGUGAUAGAAUUCACCAGCAUAUCUGUUUUGAAGAUGCCCUGCUUAAAUCGGGCUCUUUUACCCAAAACUAAACCCAAACCUUAAGAUGCUAUCUUCCUAGACUUUUUUAUCUUCUGUUUCCCCCCAUGGUUUUUCUCUCUUUGUAAGACAUGAGUACAAUUUAAUGAGCCCUCUUCCUGUGGCCUCUCUCUAUUCAUUAUUACAGCUUUUGAUGUGUGUCUUUGGGCUUGUCCAUAUCUAUUGCUUCACAUGGCAUCUGUUCCUUUACCAGAUGUAGGAAGAACUUACCAUAGAGUGUUCCAUGGUAGUCCACAUCCGCUUUCAUGUCCACAUGGUGCCCAGUCAUAACUGAUUGGCAUUUUGUUUGUGUGUCCCCAACCCUGAUGAGAAUUUGGCUUUAGGAAAGUCAUAAAAUAUUUAGGAUUUAACCAGCAGACUUCCAUGAGGACGCAAGCUGCGCUCCCCCAAAUGGCAUUCUCAUAAUGCACAUGUGUGUGCCAUUGUUUGCAACCCAAUCAUCUGUGUUAUGACAGAGAGAUGAUCAAAGCCAGCAGGGUUGUGUUCCUUUGUGUAACCUGAAUAUAUUUUCCACAUGCCAAGCCCUGAUGGACUUCAAAGACAGACACUGCUGAGGAAAGCCAGACUGAUUGGAAGUGAGACUUUGGCCCCAAAUCCCGAAACAUCACUUUCAAUCAGAAGAGAAAUGCUGAAGGUUAAAAAUUGAUUUCAUUUGAUACUGCAUUUGGAAGGUCCCGGAUUAUCAUCAAAAAGGAGACUCCUCCCACUGGCCACUCUAGAAAGAUGCAAUGGUGUUUUACAUUUUAUACUCUGUAAACAAGAGGGGAAAAACUGCAACCUGCACUCCACAUUAUUGGAACAUCUCACAAGGCUGUUUACACAGGAGCUAGAGCGCUGAUGUCAGACACUAGGACAGAGAGGCAUUCAGGCCUACAGGGCACCGGGCCACCUUCACAUGGCAGAAGCAAGGACAAGCACAAGGAUGGAGACAAGGAUUGUUGGAUCAGUCAGGGCAAGUCAUGUGCUUUCUAUUUUGAAUAUAUAGAAUAUAUUUUGAAUUGUGGGGUUUUCUACUUUAAAGUUACUGCUGCUGUUACUUAGGAUAAGAACUGCUGUCUGUGUCAGAAGAAAAAGAACAGAAAAGGAAAAGGAAACAACCAUUGCUUUUAAGAUAGUUUGUAUCAGCUUAGAUAUCAUCACAACUAUUUUACAUACUGGAAUUUAUAAAUUGUAAGUUAUCGCUUUCCAAUACAAACCUUUUUUAAUGCUUUUUAAAAAUUGUGAAAUAAAAUUGAUACUUGUCAUUCUUA
Peromyscus californicus insignis is the source of this 4276-nucleotide messenger RNA. It is a transcript of the gene Tnfrsf19, whose product is annotated as TNF receptor superfamily member 19. Gene Ontology annotation, biological process: positive regulation of JNK cascade; positive regulation of canonical NF-kappaB signal transduction. Gene Ontology annotation, molecular function: signaling receptor activity; protein binding. The transcript is spliced from 10 exons. NCBI's taxonomy places the organism in Eukaryota, Metazoa, Chordata, Mammalia, Rodentia, Cricetidae. The coding region runs from base 262 to 1506 and encodes 414 amino acids. The record is from RefSeq and is a predicted model, not a curated record. Gene Ontology annotation, cellular component: plasma membrane.